UCGGUUAGCAGCGCAACGCUCGCCAGUCGACUCAACUUUUACUUCUCGCGCUACCGCCAGAUUUCCUUCGUUUUUCCUCUUUCUUCCAUGUUUCCUUUUCCUUAACGACGAAACUCUGAUGAAAGUUUGAAAAGCUGCGAGGAGAUGCCGGACCGUUAGACGGAAUCUACCCUCGAUUUUGGACCAAGCGCAGUGACGGUAGACGCACGUCUGGGAUUAAGUUGGAAAAAAAUGCUAUUUUGCUGGAGAAAUGGAUGAGGCGCUGUCAGUGGUGAGUGAAGACCAGUCCCUGUUUGAGCCUCCUUACGCUGCUGCUGCUCCCCUACCCAAGACAGACAUGACUGCAUCCAGUGCACAGGACUACGGACAGCCACACAAAAUCAACCCUUUGCCCCCUCAACAGGAGUGGAUCAACCAGCCGGCCAGGGUCAACGUCAAGCGCGAAUAUGACCACAUUAACGGCUCCAGGGAGUCCCCGGUGGACUGCAGCGUGGGCAAAUGCAAUAAGAUGGCGGGAGGCUCAGACGUUACUCAGAUGGGCUAUGGGAAUUACAUGGACGAGAAGAACGCGCCCCCACCGAAUAUGACCACCAAUGAGAGAAGAGUUAUAGUCCCAGCAGAUCCAUCACUGUGGUCCCCGGAUCAUGUGCGGCAGUGGCUGGAAUGGGCCAUCAAGGAGUACGGGCUGGUGGAGAUAGACACAGCCAUGUUUCAGACUACGGACGGCAAGGAGCUGUGCAAGAUGAGCAAGGAGGACUUCCUGCGGCUCACCACAGCCUACAACGCAGAUGUCCUGCUCUCACAUCUCAAUUACCUCAGGGACAGUAGCUCAUCUUUAUCCUACAAUACACCAUCUCACACAGAUCAGUCUCCAAGACUCGCAGCCAAAGAAGACCCAUCUUAUGAUGCUGUUCGGCGAUCAGGCUGGUCGAACAACAUGCACAGCGGCAAAGGCUCUCCGGCCGUGGUCACACAGAAUGUGUCCAAGACCACGGAGCAACCGCGGCCUCAGCCUGAUCCAUACCAGAUCCUAGGACCAACAAGUAGUCGAUUAGCCAACCCAGGCUCUGGACAGAUCCAGCUGUGGCAGUUCCUUCUCGAGCUGCUGUCGGACAGCGCCAACGCCGGCUGCAUCACCUGGGAGGGCACCAACGGCGAGUUCAAGAUGACGGACCCGGACGAGGUGGCGCGGCGCUGGGGCGAGCGCAAGAGCAAGCCCAACAUGAACUACGACAAGCUGAGCCGCGCCCUGCGCUACUACUACGACAAGAACAUCAUGACCAAGGUGCACGGCAAGCGCUACGCCUACAAGUUCGACUUCCACGGCAUCGCCCAGGCGCUGCAGCCGCACCCCACCGAGUCCACCAUGUACAAGUACCCGUCCGACCUGGCCUACGUGCCGUCCUACCACAGCCACCAGCAGAAGGUCAACUUUGUGUCUCCCCACCCGCCGUCCAUGCCCGUCACCACCUCCAACUUCUUCGGACCCACUGCCUCCUACUGGAGCUCCCCAGCCGGGGGCAUCUACCCCAGCCCCAGCGUCCCGCGCCACCCCAACUCCCAUGUGCCCUCACACCUGGGGAGCUACUACUAAGGCCUUCUUCUCUCUCUUUCACCCACUCAAGCCUAAACAGGAGUGUCCUGCCUGCACUUGCAAAAAGGAAACCAAAAUGAAGGGGAAAAAAGGAGAAUCAAGAAUGAGGAUUUUCCCUUGUUCUCUUUAAGCUUUUCAAUCUGAACUUGCCAAAACAAUGGAAGGAUAUUAAUUAACUAAAAAAAAAAGAAAAAAGAAACUGGAUUUGCCAAUCCACUUAGAAUGGAGUACUACUUAUUCACAAGACAAAGGACUGUUUCAUUCUUCUGUUGAUUUUGUUUUAUAUUGGCGUGUGUAUGUGUUUGUGUGUAUGUAUGUAUGUAUGUAUGUACAUGUCUGUGUCUGUGUCUGUGUGUGUGUGUGUGUGUGUGUGUGUGUGUGUGUGUGUGUGUGUUUCUAUAUAUGUUUUGGGCUCUCCUUUCCCCACAAAAGCUGUACCACAGGGCUAACCUGAACGCCCCCUCCCCAAAGAAACACACGGACGCUAGAGACCUUAGAAGGACCCGAGAAGAACACUAUGAUCACCAUCGAGGGUGAUGCCAUGGACACAGGGGCCGUGGGUCUCAAUCUCUUCCCAAAGUUACCCAGAGGUGCCUGUCUCAAAAUGACCCCCCAUCUGGACCUGUGUUGUCUGACUCCCCUUUGCGCCUGUCUGCGUCUUUCGUGUUCGUCCCGUCGAAAAAAAUCCCAUCGAUCUGCAGGGAACUGACUGCCUUACAGAAGGGAAUGUCUCAAUGCUGACCGAAAUCUGGCAACUGGAAGUAGUGAUCACACUUCUCUUGUCCUCCUAACUGGAACGAAGAAAGUUGGUAACCGCAGUCUGAAGUGCCUAACAGAACGUACUCAGAUGGUUCUGUGGCCUAUUGGCAUUUACCAGAGAGACUGUCUCUCUUGCCCCCAGCCAAAGCACAUAUGAAAUAAGUAAGCUUUAUGAGAGUGUACCAGAAUCGAUGUGAAAGCUCUGUGGUUCCAAAUUUGACACUCCUCUUUUAUUUUUGCUUUAAUGGAGUUUCAUCUCGCAGUGGUUUUGUCUUUACUCCUUUGGGCAGAUAUCUGUGUGCGUUGAGUUUCUAGCUUGUGAAUAUCCUAGGUCUUCCUCUUAACUGAUCUCAGAAAAAAAGUGACUUCACAGAAACUGCCUGCAGUCGUUAAUGUAAAACUGAAUAUACAUUCCUUCAUGCUCCAACACAAUGCAUUAAUGCAAGAAAUGAAGAUAACUGCACAGCUGAAUGUUGACAUUGUGCUAAGUACCUCUUAGGAAAAAAGAAGAGAUAAAUUUUAAAUAAGUGAACAAAAACACAGUUUAAGGACACAAAAGGUUGAAACCGGAGAAAUCCUCAGAUUCGCGAACGCUGUGCGUUUGUCAGACCUAUUUGCUAUUAUUUUUUAAUCAACGGUCAACUAGGCAUUAAAAGCAUCUUACUGUAUAAAUUAUGCAGAUUUAUUUUCAUAUGUGACAGUAUUGAAAGACCAAUAAGAUUAAUACGAGUUGACCUCGGUCAAAUGCAGACUUUUUUAAAGCCGUUAAUGAAGGUAGUUUGUACAACAGUAAAGUGUUUUGUAUCUGUACAUUUGGGCAAUAACUUUAUGAAUGUUUCGUUUUGUACUCUGAAUACAUUUUCUUAUGGCCUCGCUGUCUUGCCAUGGCAAUGAGUUAUUUUUUAACAAAAGGUGAUUUUUUUAAAAUGACUUUUUGACAUAUAAACCCACAGCCACCUGUUUAAAAGUUGAAUGCUAUGGAUCAGUUCUGAGAUACACCAAGGUUGUUGUGUUUUUCUGCUGUUAGCAAAAAAAAAAAGAUCACCUUACUUAAAAUCGUUCAAGCAAAACCAAAUAUGACUUUGGCAGCUUUUGCAUGAGCCUCAGCAUUGGCUGAAAGUUAUAUGCAAAGUUGAACAUUAUACUGAACAGUUGAUCAUUAUACUGAAUUCAAGUUUAAGACUCAGUCAUUAUUCAGAGUUCAAGUUUGAAAGUUCAAGCUUGAUUCAAAUGAAACCUGUAAGUGUAGCAUAAACAUUCCGAGCAGUAAUCUACAAGCUCUCUUCCUCACCUCUAAGAAGCAUUACAAUCAGAUUAGGGGAAAUGUGCUACUUUAUAUAUGCAAUGUAUUUUGGAUAUUGAAUAUAUGAAUCUAUAUAUAAUUUUGCAAUUAAUCAUUUUGUUAUUAUUGUCAUUCCUGCAAUGUAUUAAGUAUUAUGUUUUGUAAAAGGGUUGUAUAGGAAAAUGUGACAAAAUAAAUGUUUUUACUUCAAAA
Messenger RNA from Sardina pilchardus (European sardine), 3848 nucleotides. It is a transcript of the gene fli1, whose product is annotated as Fli-1 proto-oncogene, ETS transcription factor. Gene Ontology annotation, cellular component: nucleus. The coding region runs from base 251 to 1594 and encodes 447 amino acids. The record is from RefSeq and is a predicted model, not a curated record. Gene Ontology annotation, molecular function: DNA-binding transcription factor activity, RNA polymerase II-specific; sequence-specific DNA binding. Gene Ontology annotation, biological process: regulation of transcription by RNA polymerase II; cell differentiation. The transcript is spliced from 9 exons. NCBI's taxonomy places the organism in Eukaryota, Metazoa, Chordata, Actinopteri, Clupeiformes, Clupeidae.